AUAGAUUAUUCGGAGAAAAUAGAAGAGAAUAAUAUCAAUAAACGAUUCCAAAGAGUUAUUAACGUACCUUCUAGAAAUAUGUUGGUCCGGAGACUUGCAAGAUCUGUAUGGAGUACUAUACGCGUAGAAACAAGAUGUUUGGCAACAGAACCAGUGAAACCACAAGCUGAGGAGAAAGACAAAGAUGGAGUUGAUCCCAUUCAGGCAGAACAUUUAGAUAGAGACAUUUGUCUACUAGUAGAUGAGAAAGAUAAUUUCAUUGGUACUGCCAGUAAGAGAGAUUGUCACAAAGUUGCCCCGGAUGGCAAGGUGCUGCUGCACCGAGCAUUCAGUGUUUUUCUUUUUAACAAAAGAGGAGAUAUGUUGCUGCAAAGAAGAGCUAGUCAGAAGGUGACUUACCCAGACUAUUAUUCCAAUGCGUGCUGUAGUCAUCCAUUAUACAUUGAUAAUAAGCCAGAAGACAUUAUAACAGCUGCGCGUCGGCGACUCAACCACGAGUUGGGUAUACCUUUAGAUCAGAUGGACCCUGAGUUGUUCACGUACCUGACUCGUAUUCACUACCACGACCCCGGCGACGGUGUCUGGGGUGAACAUGAAAUCGACUACGUGUUGUUCUUCCAAAAUGAUGUUAAAAUAAAACCCAAUGCUGAUGAAAUUUCCGAAUAUUGCUUCGUACCCAAAAGUGAAUUCAAUGCGUUUUUACCAACGUUAGAGGGCCCAAUAACACCAUGGUUCAAUAUGGUCCGUCGACACAGACUCAAACUGUGGUGGAACAACCUCCACCGCCUGAAGGAGCUUGCUGAACCGGAAAAGAUACACAAAUUCACAGAGGAUAAAUAAUUUUGUAAUUAUACUUACUAAUCAUGCUCAGUUUCUAUGUCAAGACCCUAAUACGGCAACUCAAAUAUUCAUAGGUUAGUUUUGAACACAUCAUUGUUUUAUUAAAAUUAAGCAUUUCGAUUCAUGCAGUCUUCCUACAUUCAUUUGCACAGCUGCGUUUCAAGUGUCAACAAUAUAUUAAGUAAUGGAAUAUUCAGCUAUAUUUCAUAAUAUAGUUACUAUUAUAUUGUUACAAAGUUUCAUUUAAGCUCCAGUUAUUUUUUCUUUAAUAUAUAUUAUGUUUAGUUCAUAAUAAUAGACAUUAUGAUAUCCCUCCAUAACAACAAUCUAGAAAAUGUCUUGCGACUUUCGCUAUAACACUUUUACUUAUUAAAGGUACUUCCGACAAGGGUCUUAACAUAAUUAUAAUUUUAGAAUUGUACUAUUUAUUUCACAUUACAAUAUUUAAUUGUAUUACGUAAUUAAAAAUUGUAGAUAAUUCUCGUUGUAUAUAAUACAUACAACAGGUGCUUUGAUUAGUAUAAUAAUAAUUCUAUUUAAUUA
Molecule: messenger RNA, 1383 nt
Organism: Achroia grisella
Lineage: Eukaryota; Metazoa; Arthropoda; Insecta; Lepidoptera; Pyralidae
Gene: Idi
Product: isopentenyl-diphosphate Delta-isomerase 1
Exons: 6
Coding region: 79-840 (253 amino acids)
Biological process (GO): isopentenyl diphosphate biosynthetic process; isoprenoid biosynthetic process
Cellular component (GO): cytoplasm
Molecular function (GO): isopentenyl-diphosphate delta-isomerase activity
Source: RefSeq, a predicted model, not a curated record